AUGAUUCCAUUAACUAUGCUCUGGUUCAUCGCCAAAAAGAUGCCCCGUUUCUUCGCACUGAUCUGCGACCUCGUUGCGAUUCUCCUGCUCAUCUUCCUCCUGGUAGGAAACAACAACGCUUCCCAGGCGUCAACUUACCUGACGAAGUUUGAGUUCUCACCAAAAUCGCCCAUGUACAGCAUCAUUGAAACGAGUUUCAACGCCGGAAACUCGACAGUGGGUCUCCAAAAAGUCCAAGUUUGCGCUGGCUACAUGGGCAUUUGCGUUACCAAUCUCCCCAGUUCCUACGCCGGUACUUCGACGCUUUGUUACGAUAGGAAAAACGUCUCGAACGUCGCCCUGUACCAAGAUCUUAGCGUCAAAGUGUUCAAUAUUCGCACUUCGGGCAGCGAGAGUUUUGCCAACUCAAUAAAAUCCACGGAACUCAAUCUUCUGCAACUUGCCCAGGACAAUUCCGUCAAAGUCAUUCAUCCCUACGUUUUGAUGGCAGUUAUAGUCCUGGCAUUGCUGAUGUUUUGCGCUACACUAUGUGCCACGGUGCCCAAACUUCCGGGCAAAACCUAUGUCAACACCUUUCUGCUGGUCCUGAGUCCUGUUCUGACAUUACUCUGGGGACUGGGAGCGAUGUGGACCGAUGUUGCAAUUCGGGCGGGCAAAAACUACAUUCCUCACGCAUCGAUGGGAAUUUUGAAGGUCAAGACGGGUACAAAGGCCAGCACAAUGGCCUGGUUCGCAUUUGCGUUCUUCAUUGUCAAUUGUCUCAUUCUAUGGGGACUGUAUUUCAGAGAUCGAAGAGCUCUUGGCAAGGAAAUCGACAAAAUACGAGCUAGAAAUGAUCCUUUUGACUCCAGAUAUCACAGUGACGGUUCUACACUAGCUAGCAAACACUGA
This is a messenger RNA of Lachancea meyersii CBS 8951, 891 nucleotides long. The record is from the annotation of a GenBank genome assembly. Lineage: Eukaryota; Fungi; Ascomycota; Saccharomycetes; Saccharomycetales; Saccharomycetaceae.